Rhizophagus irregularis DAOM 181602=DAOM 197198 is the source of this 438-nucleotide messenger RNA. The record is from RefSeq and is a predicted model, not a curated record. Lineage: Eukaryota; Fungi; Glomeromycota; Glomeromycetes; Glomerales; Glomeraceae.
AUGGCAGAUACAGUGAAUGCACACCAAAAGAUUCUUGAAGACCUUUAUCAAAUUUUCCUAAUUGAAGUUACGCCACUAGUGCCUCCAUAUAACGAGGAAGCAAGUAUGGAUAGUAAAUUCGAAACAUUAAGGGAGGCUAUGAGACGCUCAAAAAGAAUGGGUGACAGACGAAUGCAUUUGGUAAAUGCAUUUUUCUUGGGACAAUUUUUGGAAAAGAAAGUAAAAACCAAUGCUUUGCGAAGCCACUACACACAACAACUGACGCUACAUUAUCGUAUCACAUCCCAACGAGUAUACUACCUGUUUGAAGCCUUUGGCGUAAGUCAAAUUAUGAGGACCGUUAAUAUUACCUUAACUUUGGUCAGAAAGUUGAGCCAGGAGGAAUAUCAAGAUCUGGUCAUGAGAUCUUUGGAGAUUUUCAACGGGGUUGAAAAUUAA